Messenger RNA from Talaromyces stipitatus ATCC 10500, 2505 nucleotides. RefSeq names its product DNA-directed RNA polymerase II subunit RPB1, putative. Lineage: Eukaryota; Fungi; Ascomycota; Eurotiomycetes; Eurotiales; Trichocomaceae. The record is from RefSeq and is a predicted model, not a curated record. The transcript has 5 exons. Bases 1 to 2505 code for a protein of 834 amino acids.
AUGGGCGGUCCACCAAAAUACAAUGCGUCGUCAAGCUACAUAGGCCGUACAGGAGGAGAGACCCAUACUUCGACAUACAUUAGUGGGGCUAAGACGGCAAGCACUGGUUCUCAUAGCCCGGGUCUUGUCAGUACCUUCACAACGAAACCCUGGAUUAAGGAAGGUACAACUUUGUCUUCCUCCACUGGCGGUUUUUUUUCAGCAACUACCGACGAUACUAAAAUAGGGACAUCAACAACCUAUUAUACGUCAUCAAGUACAUCAUUUGUACUAGGUAUAACCGCUUUCCCUUCCGGUCCUAGCGCUUUUCGUCCACCAGCCACUAGCGAUGCCAAUCCAGAGACAAACUUACCACCGACAGCCUAUAAUAGACCUUCACGUACAUCAUAUCCGCCAACCGUAACCAUCACGACUUCCGCCACCUCGUUUUCUCUGAUUGUGACUCCAUCAGAGGUCCCUGAUGUAGUCGGCGGCGAACCCCAACACCCCGAUUGGACAAGUGCGGCGGACAUCCAAUCCACAAGAUGGCCGUUGUGGUUGAGUUCUUCUACAGCUAGCACAUUGCUGAUAGUGUCUACAGAACAAAGCGCAUAUCAGGCAACAAUUAGUCCCGGUUCAGGUUCCCAAUAUAGAAGCCCGUCUUCGACUACUCUCAGUGUGACCAGCUUCUAUACUCCUUCUACGGGAGAGAUGACCAUACAGCCUGACUCAUCAUCAUGGGUCAGCCCACCGCGGCACAGGAGUGGUUUGGAAACCGGCGGAUCCUCGUCGGCCGGUAUUCCAAGCACAACCAUGUCGUUCACUACUUUAAAUAGAGAGUAUCCAGGUGUCAAUGAGGCGUUCUUGACCUCAGCCAUCAAAUCUCCGAGCUAUUCUCUCGGUGUGAUCACAGCGCCAUCUACACAGUAUAUUGUUCCGAUUUCGACCACCACAUCACAUUCCGCGUCUAAAAGCACUUCCCUACACCCGUACAUAUCAGAGACGAGUACGAUCUUCAUCAGCAAAGAAUAUGUUUCCGGUAGCUUACCAUUGCGCUCCGGAACAGACUGGUCCCAACUGGCGCUCACUACCACACUAUCCCCUGGACAAAACACCGUGACAUAUAACACGGGAGCAACAGACUUCAGGCCUACACAGACAACUCAAUAUUCCGCUUCGCCCACAAGCAGCACAGGGAAGAUCCAGUCUAUUGACGACAGUAAUCAAUCUUCGGUGGUAUUAAAAAGAAGCGCUGAAAUAUCUGCCGGGGCGGUUGGCGCAGCUUUAUGUCUUUGUAUCGGAAUUUUUGCCUGGGCCAUUCCUAAGAGAUUGAAUCGGAACACGGUGAUCAUGUCAUCGCGUACAAGAUUCCCUUUCUACUGGGUCGUUGGUGGCCUAUUCCAAUCUUUAAUAUUCGCAAACGUCCACACACACCCUGCCUUGAAACAUAGAAGAUGGUUGGGAUCCACCAACAGCUCAGUCUCCGGUUCUGAAGUCCAUCUCACCAUGGGGCGUUCUGGGAGUAGCCUCAUUGGGCUGGUCGAGAUAGGAACCCCUGGACAGAGCGUCUAUGUUCAAUUCGACACCGCAUUUGAUGAAACAGUGAUACAACCUGUUUCGCAAGUUAAUCCUGUUAUAGGCACUGGUGUAGGAUACGAUUAUAGUUCUUCAACGUCGUUUAUUCCUAUAACAGGGAUCAAUGACUCUCUCUUCGAUGUCUCAACGGGGGUUGUUUUGACCGAGACUGCCAAUGAAACAUUCAAUAUCGGAGGCAGACUGUACACAGAUGUCACGUUUGGUCUGCUUCAAGAUUUUUCCUCAUAUCCAAGCGGACAAGCCAUGCCCUUCAACGGUGCUGCUGGCGUCAUUGGUCUAAGUAGAGAUUCGGAGCUCAUGUAUGAUUUGAAAAACCAUCUAGGAGAUACAGAAUGGGUAUGCGCUCUUGAUUCGUAUCGUCUUGGGAAAAAUGGUACAUGGAGCUUUGGAAAUAUCAGGCAUAAAGGGGAUAUCGCCUGGACGGAAGCUAGUCCACCAGGUCAGUUUGGGUCUUCUUGGUGGUCUAUCAAUGUCACUGCAAUAUCAGCUGCCGGUAGAAAGCGUCUCCCUCUGAAGUGGACCGCUGUGGUCGCCUCUGAAGAACAAUCUCUCGUCUGGCCACAAUCACUGUUAGACUGGUAUUUUGAAGCAAUUCCAUCUAGCAUAUGGUCGCCACAAGAUCGAACAUACCGUUAUCCUUGCAACCAGACUUUACCAGACUUUGUCUUUAGCAUUGGCAAUGGCACGUUCACAAUUCCUGGAACAUAUUUACCGUACCAGAAGGAUAAAAAUGGCAAAAAUUGUAUAACGAUUAUUACUGGAGACAACUCUACUCGAUCUGCCAUUCUUGGAUACCCUUUUGGGGCAUGGUGGGCGGAGCUGGGGGUUCUUGUUCUUGACUAUGAGAACAAACGAGUUGGCUUUGCAAACAAAUUAACGCCACUACCCGCUUUCAGGACAGAAGGUCUUCCAAGUAUCGAUGACUUUUAG